AUGUAUAUAGUACCGCAGCCGAUGGAUAAACCGCAGCCGAUGCUGUACGUGAUCAAGAACUACAUUGCUGGAACGGAUGUUACUAAGAAACUGUCUUCUGCCAAGACGGUCUACACUCUUGACGUCAAUUGCACGGACCGAUACGGUGCGGGAGAAGUGAAAACGUUCACUAUCAAUGUUGCGCUGAACCAACCACCAGUACUUCAGCAGCUCCACGGCAUGGUCUCUCGCAGUGUUGAUCAGUCGUCGAUGUUCAGUGGAAGCACGCUGAUUACGGAACAAGCGCUCGACGCGGAAGGUGAUACCCUGACGUACACUUGUUAUGUGAACAACUCCAAUGUACCGCUGAAAUGCUUCGUCGAAUCGGACACCCUCCUGGUUAAGCUACGGCGUAACGUCAGCAUUUCCGGGGAAAACGGAGCUGUAUACAGCAUGCAAGUUUGUGUUGGUGACGCUAAACAUCCCCUUGCUGAUUGCGGGACCCUUCAAUUGACCUUCACAACACAUCACUCCUACCCGUCCAUCAGCAAUCUUCCGGCGGAAGUCGAAGUACCGGAAGACGCUGCCAUUGGCUACACGGUGUUCACAGCCACUGUGGCCGACGCAGACAUUCCAGCUGAAGUCCAUACGUUGUUCUUAAACAAUACAUCUGCUGACACCAAGGGCUAUUUUGAAUUAGAUAGAAACGCGGGAACUAUAACGCUGCUGAAGACGCUCGACUAUGAGACCGAGAAGAGGUACACGUUGCGGCUGACAGUACAAGACCCUUACCUUGUCAAUCCAGAGUUGUUCAAGCUGAUUAUCAACGUGAAGGACGUGAAUGAGCAGAACUACUUGACGGCGAAGAAUCGUAGCAUCACUUUCAAGGAGACCGCGAAAGUUGGCCGAAUCUUUCAUGCGGGGCUGGAAUGCACUGACCUAGAUGAGAAAGAUACCCAAACCAUCACAAUAGCCGGAGGCAUCCAUGCAGAAUAUUUUCAAUAUAACUCAACAAAUAAAAAAAUAUACCUUGCCAAAGAAUGGGACCUUGACGACAGCGUCGCAAAUCUUCCUAGCACUACGACUUUAACCGUACGUUGCACGGACAACGCUAUGCACACGUCUGACGUCGAUAUAGUUUUCAAUAUCGAGGACGUCAAUGAUCAGAAACCGUCAUUUAUACUUGACCCAUCAAUCAGCAACAAUACUCUGUCAGACGGAUCGGUUCCUAUCAAGAUUGACUCGUCAAAAGGUCCAAGUGAGCCUCUUUUAACAGUGACAUGUGCAGAUGACGAAUCGGGUGACCACGGCGAAUGCGCAUUCAGUAUCCUUGGCAACGGUCUAGGCAGACGAUACUUCGAGUUGCGAUCUGUGACGACCGCGGGGCGACGUAAACGAGCUGGAGUGAAAAAUUCGGCCACAUUGUAUCUGAGGGAGGAGAUGAAGUUGAAUUACAACAAGAAUUUUCAAUUCUAUGUCAAAAUUACAGACGGCGGCUCGCCUCCCCAGUUCACCACCGUGAUGUUGACAGCCAACUACACGGCUACGGUUAACCCUCCAAAGGCUGCAAAUAGCACCACGUGCCCAGGGUCAUCGGGCUGCACCACCCUCUAUGCGAUACUCGCCAUAGAGCUGGCGAUGGUUGCGGGUUUGAGCGUCCACGCCGUGUAUGCCUGUUUCUUCUCCAACAAGAAUAAGAUCGACCACUUGCAAGAAGCCUUAUCUAAAGACAUAAACUGGAGAACAGCUUUCAAAUCCAAACAGCAGAUGACUACGUUCAUGUACGGGAAAACCAUUCCGGGGAAGCCACAACAAGGAAAGAGCUUUAAUGGACAGAACACUGUUAUGCCUGGCCCUAGCACUAGCAGCAUGACUAGACGGGAGUACAGCAUAAGUAGCAGCAGCAGCGAAACUAGUUCUGAUGAAGAUGAAAGGAUACGUCCAGCACCUCGCCAAGUGCCUUCGCGAUCACAGUUCAGGAUGCAAGCACCACUCGGCCCCAAUAGAGACCCCAUGCAGAUGAGACACGUUUAUUCAAACAACACUCGUGCCAAUCUGGUGAAUGCAACCUCUGCGUCAGCUGCCCUGUUUCCGAGGGAUAGCGCAACCGGCCUUCCCUCGCCGAUCUAUUCCUCGGAUAUGAGCUUUAGAAACUGAACAGGACUUGAUUGAACUACGGACUUUAAUCCUAUUAAUGCCUAGCGUCUAGACAAAAAGGCCUUUGCAAACAGCGUAGACCCAGAUGAGACGCCGCAUGAUGCGGCGUCUCAUCAGGGUCUGCGCUGUUUGCUUAAAGGAAUUUCUGUAAUAAAUAUUCUAAAUAUUGAAAUAUUUAUACUAGACAGCACUGAUUUUGGAAAUAAAUUGAUCCAAUUUAAAAGGAUGGGAGAGUCAACUAGGCUUAAAUGGGUUACAAUCGCGUAAAUUUAUACAUGAAGAUAUAUGUAAUAUAAUAUAAUUUGUACAUAGAAUCAUUGCUCAAAAUGUUAUGUAAAUGUGUAAGUUGAGAAGACAAGACAUUGUGAUUGAUAUAAAUUUAUGUAAUCUUAAAAAUAUAAGCAUUAACUAUAUUAAUGAUUCCAUGAUACAUUUAUAAGGUCGAUUUUAUUUUUAAACUUGAUGAUUUUCCAUGCCGGUCGUAUAAGUGUAGAUGUAAAUAAAAUGUUUGUUUCAGUUUGAUGUUAUUUUAUGUCAUUUAUAUAUUUAUAGAUUGUAAAUUUAUUUAUUAAUAUUUUUAAGACAAUAAUGUUGCUAAGAAAAAAUGCUGUAGCAGUAUCAGACAAUUAAACACGAGAAGAGUUAAUGUAUUGUUUAAUUAUUACAAAUUAGUCUUUAUUGUAAAUAAUGCACUUUUGCAUAAUGUUUUAUUUGAAA
Messenger RNA from Dreissena polymorpha, 2853 nucleotides. Its product is annotated as protocadherin gamma-A5-like. Gene Ontology annotation, molecular function: calcium ion binding. Gene Ontology annotation, biological process: homophilic cell-cell adhesion. The record is from RefSeq and is a predicted model, not a curated record. The coding region runs from base 1 to 2136 and encodes 711 amino acids. Gene Ontology annotation, cellular component: membrane; cell-cell junction. The transcript has 12 exons. Lineage: Eukaryota; Metazoa; Mollusca; Bivalvia; Myida; Dreissenidae.